Messenger RNA from Cucurbita moschata (crookneck pumpkin), 1040 nucleotides. RefSeq names its product nuclear transcription factor Y subunit A-10-like. Gene Ontology annotation, biological process: regulation of transcription by RNA polymerase II. The coding region runs from base 72 to 1040 and encodes 322 amino acids. NCBI's taxonomy places the organism in Eukaryota, Viridiplantae, Streptophyta, Magnoliopsida, Cucurbitales, Cucurbitaceae. The record is from RefSeq and is a predicted model, not a curated record. The transcript is spliced from 6 exons. Gene Ontology annotation, molecular function: DNA-binding transcription factor activity, RNA polymerase II-specific; RNA polymerase II cis-regulatory region sequence-specific DNA binding.
UUCUUUUUUGGGGUUUUUUUUUUCAUCUAGGAACUCGUGUAUUUUGAUUUUGGUGAUUUGACUGUUGGAAAAUGGCACCACAAACUGGGUAUUUGAAAGAACAUGAAGGGAUUGUUCCCAACUCCCUUGGCCAGUUAUCAUCCUCCCCUACUCGACUGUGGAGUGCUGCCUUUGGGCUAGGUUCCCACUCAAUUUUUGGGGAUUUUGGUCAGGUGAAGGAACAACUUGACAGUAAUGGGAAGGAAUUUGCUGCAACUAAACAAGCUGCUCAUGGUUUGGAAAAACUGAACACUGCUCCAUUUUCCAUCUAUCCAGGUGACACUAAGAAUUCUGUGGAUGCACAAAAACCUUCACCAGUUUUUUCCCUGCAAUCACCUCUGUCAGAAUAUCACAACCCUUUCGAGCUCGGAUUCAGCCAGCCCCUGACAUGUGAAAAUUAUCCUUACAUGGAACAGCAUUAUGGCAUCAUCUCAGCUUAUGGACCUCAAAUACCAGGUCGGGUUAUGCUGCCAAUGAGAUUAACAACAGAUGAUGAACCAAUUUAUGUGAAUGCAAAGCAAUAUCAUGGAAUCAUUAGGCGCAGGCAGAUCCGUGCCAAGGCAAUGAUGAAGAAUCGACCUGCAAGAACUCGAAAGCCAUAUAUACAUGAAUCGCGUCAUCUCCACGCAAUGCGCCGUCCACGGGGAUCCGGUGGCCGUUUCCUGAACAUGAAGAAUCAGCCAAAUGAGAAGAGUUCUAUGGUACCAAAGAAAGUUGAUGAUGUCAAUCUUUCUGAUUUAACUGGUUCUCAAUGUUCUGAGGUUCUGCAAUCAGAAAGUGGAACUUUGAACUCCCAAAAUGAAGCCAAGGAUGGGAGGGGCUUUAAUCUGUUGAGUUCUGAGGUAUCGAGCAUGUUCUCGAGAGGACUGCAACGUUUUCAAAUCAACCAUAUUGGACCAUCAAUGCAGUCACUGGCAGAGAUCAUUGAUGGAGGAGGGCAUGGCAUGGUUCUCCCCAAAUGGGUUGCAGCAGCUGAUAACUGCUGUGACCUUUGUUUUUGA